This is a messenger RNA of Didymella exigua CBS 183.55, 1017 nucleotides long. RefSeq names its product zincin. The record is from RefSeq and is a predicted model, not a curated record. NCBI's taxonomy places the organism in Eukaryota, Fungi, Ascomycota, Dothideomycetes, Pleosporales, Didymellaceae. The transcript has a single exon. Bases 233 to 985 code for a protein of 250 amino acids. Gene Ontology annotation, molecular function: metallopeptidase activity.
CGCUCGGGUUUACGCUUUCUUGGGAAGGUCGACGUCUUGGAAGACCAUGUGGACUUGACAAGCUUCGGACUGUCGCGAGGAGCGGCCUGUUCCUGGUGGUGAUAUGCUUGCUUCUCCAGAAGCCUCGCAGGCUGGAAGGAGUACAAGAAUGCCUGAAUUUCCUCCUUGAAAUGGCAUCGAUUCGCAGCUGAUCUCUUCGAUUCCCUCACUUCAGACUCGUCCAGUCGUCAUCAUGCAGCUCAGGACCCUCCUCUUCUCCCUGCUCGCCUCUUCGGCGACCGCCCAGCGUAGCUGCGGUACCCCCAACGCUACCGAGGAGCAGAUCCAGAUCGCUCAGAACCUCCAGAUUCUCGAGUCUGAGGCCAAAUUCGGCGAGUCGAGUCUCGCUGCUGCCGCCACCAUCAGCAUCAAUGUCUACUGGCACGUCACUGCAACUGGCAACUCUGUUGCCGGCGGGUAUCUUACCCAGGCGACUCUCGACAAGCAGCUCGCUGUCCUAAACACCGCGUUCGCCCCUCACGGCAUCUCGUUCACCCAGGCCGGCGUCGACUGGACCAUCAAUACCAACUACGCCAACGACAAUGCCGAGCUUGCCAUGAAGAAGGCGCUGCGCAAGGGCACCUACGCCGACCUGAACGUGUACUUCACCCCCGGCACACAGUACCUCGGAUACGCGUACUUCCCCCAGGCUGUGACAAGCGGCUCGAACGCCUACUACCUCGACGGCGUGGUGAUUCGCUCCUCAACUGUGCCCGGUGGUAGCGAGACAAACUACAACCUUGGCCACACGGCCACCCACGAGAUCGGCCACUGGCUCGGUUUGUACCACACUUUCCAGGGCGGCUGCACGGGCUCUGGCGAUUACGUCUCUGACACCCCUGCUGAGGCCUCAGCCGCCUACGGAUGCCAGCUCACACGCGACACCUGCCCCACCAUAGCUGGACUUGACCCUGUUACCAAUUACAUGGACUACUCCGACGAGUAAGUGAUCCCUCUUUUGACGCACUCUUGACGACC